Aspergillus steynii IBT 23096 is the source of this 633-nucleotide messenger RNA. RefSeq names its product dienelactone hydrolase family protein. Gene Ontology annotation, molecular function: hydrolase activity. The transcript is spliced from 2 exons. The coding region runs from base 1 to 633 and encodes 210 amino acids. Lineage: Eukaryota; Fungi; Ascomycota; Eurotiomycetes; Eurotiales; Aspergillaceae. The record is from RefSeq and is a predicted model, not a curated record.
AUGACAAGUGACUGCUGCAAAUCCGGCUUCAAAUGGCACGCCACACCAACAGGAACCGAGUCCUCAUUCGCCGGCACCAAAACCUACGUCACCGGGACCUCUAAAUCCAUCGCCAUCCUUUACGUCCACGACAUCUUUGGCUGGACAUUCCCGAACGCAAGACUGCUGGCCGAUUACUACGCCGAAAACGCCAACGCCACGGUCUAUGUGCCUGAUUUAUACCCUACCAUCCUAAACUUCGCGACAGCGCUACGCAGCCAGUACCCCAAGGUCGCAGCAAUCGGGUUCUGCUACGGCGGAUGGGCGGUCUUUCGUCUCGGCGCGAACGGGCUAGGGUUAGUAGAUUGUAUAGCGACAGCGCAUCCGUCGCUGCUGGAGGACAGGGAGAUUGAAGCACUUGGUGUUCCGACGCAGAUUCUGGCGCCCGAACGUGACUUUGCGUUCACGGAGGAGUUGAAGGGGGUUUGUAAUAGGGUUAUUCCGGCGAAUGGGGUGCCGUAUGAGUAUGUUUAUUUUCCGGGGUUGGAGCAUGGGUUUGCGACGAGGGGGGAUCGCGAGGAUGAGGUGCAGAGGAGGGGGUUGGAGAGGGCGGCGAGGGCGGCUGUGGGGUGGUUUAAUGAGUGGUUGAGUUGA